Brienomyrus brachyistius is the source of this 2082-nucleotide messenger RNA. Its product is annotated as tetraspanin-14-like. Bases 206 to 1009 code for a protein of 267 amino acids. The record is from RefSeq and is a predicted model, not a curated record. The transcript is spliced from 9 exons. Gene Ontology annotation, biological process: protein maturation; regulation of vascular endothelial growth factor signaling pathway; protein localization to plasma membrane. Lineage: Eukaryota; Metazoa; Chordata; Actinopteri; Osteoglossiformes; Mormyridae. Gene Ontology annotation, cellular component: membrane.
CAGACCGGAACCGGACCGGGACUGGGGAGCAUCUCAUGUGCUUCUCCAGAUGAUAUAAAUGGGCUUUUAGUGGUGAGGAGACUGAAACGAGAGGCUUCCGGCCAUGGAGCUCAGCCGUGCAGAUCGUGCAUCUUGCUGCAUGUCCGGAUUAAAGUUUGUGCUGCUUCCAUAAACACGCCGUACAGCCGCGGAUGAGAGCGGCACCAUGCAGUACUACCGCUACAAGACGGCUGAGGUCAGCUGCUUCUACAAGUACCUGAUGUUCAGUUACAAUGUUGUAUUCUGGUUGGCUGGGGCGGCGUUCAUCGCUAUCGGCAUUUGGGCUUGGAGCGAGAAGGGGGUGCUGCUGGACCUGACCCAGGUCACCCGAAUGCAUGGUUUUGACCCCGUCUGGCUGGUGCUUCUAGUAGGUGGGGUCACCUUCCUCCUGGGCUUUGCUGGCUGCGUCGGGGCCUUGAGGGAGAACAUCUGCCUACUGAAGUUUUUCUCCACCUUGAUCGGCUUCAUCUUCUUCCUGGAGCUGACCGCGGCUGUCCUGGCCUUCGUCUUCCAGGAUACCCUGAGGGAAUGGAUCAGAGACCUUUUUCUGAGCAACAUCAAGGCGUAUCGGGAUGACAUCGACCUGCAGAACCUCAUCGACUCCCUGCAGAAGCUGAACCACUGCUGCGGUGCGUCAGGUCCUGACGACUGGAACGAGAACCUAUACUUCAACUGCGGCAAAGACAACCCCAGCAGGGAGCGCUGUGGAGUGCCCUUCUCAUGCUGUGUGCACGACCCAGCUAAUCCUGUUGUAAACACACAGUGUGGCUACGGCAUCAGAGACUCAGAUGGGGACCACAGUGAGUUCAUCAACGUCAAAGGCUGUGUGGCGGCCAUGGAGGCCUGGCUGCCGCGCAACAUCUAUAUCGUGGCUGGAGUCUUCAUCGUCAUUUCCCUGCUGCAGAUGGUGGGCAUCUACCUGUCUCGGACGCUGAUUGGCGACAUCGAAAGAGUGAAGUUCAACAUGUGAGAUGGGCAGGGCCUCUGCUGUGGCCACGCCCCCUUCAGUAACCAAUGGGGGCUCACUCUGGAGGAAUGACGCAGCAGAGCUGCGUGUUUGAUUUGACCUCCUUGCCAAAUGGACUUCGCCCUACGCGUGUGUGUGUGUGUGUGUGUGUGUGUGUGUGUGUGUGUGUGUGUGUGUGUGUGUGUGUGUGUGUGUGUGUGUGUGUGUGUGUGUCCCUCGCUGUGUUCCGUGUGACGUUAUGCAUCCUGCUCUCACUCCUGCCUGCUGAGGCCCCCAGGUGACCCCCAUCUACCUUCAUUUGACCCCGACCUCGGGGAUUUGGACCCCCCCGUGGCCCCCGGAGGAUGGCCUUGUCGGAAAGAGCUGCUCCCUGCCAGCUUCCCAUUCGGGAUGCGGCAUCUUCGGCUUCUUGGCCGCGGGACUCCUUCCCAGCGAGAGCGCCAUCUGUCUGCACCAGGACAUCUCGGUGACAUCACCUUUGUGACAUCGCCCCCCAUGGCUGGCUGUGGGUUAUAGGAGCCCGUUCUGUCCUGGGAUUGGGGCCAGCGUGGGAGGGGGGGGGGUUUACACCGCUUGGAUGGCCUGCUUGUUCUGCUUCUACGAUCCCUUGGAAAACGAGCCAGAUCUUUGGAUGUACAAGCAGGAUAUUUAUUCUUGGAACAGCCCUUAUGGGAAAUGUGGGAAGGGGAGGCCUUUCCCUGCUCCCCGCGUUUGGCCUGUUACUGACCUGCAGCUGAGAGCCAGUGGUGAUGUCACACCUCGCCUUGCCGAUGGGAGCCCCCUGCAGGCAGCAUCUGUACUGCGGGUCCAGGACAGCUGGUGCAUAGGAGCAGCCCUGACCUCUUAAAGCACAGACGCAAAGUGCCUAACUUCCCGCACUAGGAGAAUGAUCCGUGUGCAGGGCAGCGAACCCCAGCUGACUGGGAAGGUGUUUUCAGGACCUAUUCGUGCUCCAUCUCCCCCGUCCCUGUUUUGCUACUGAAAACUGCACCAUUUUUACAUUUAAAUGUGGGUUUAAGCUUCGGAGGGAGGCUCGUGUAGCUAUUGUGUUGAAUAAAAUGCUGUCUGUCUUUCCA